Molecule: messenger RNA, 4758 nt
Organism: Conger conger (European conger)
Lineage: Eukaryota; Metazoa; Chordata; Actinopteri; Anguilliformes; Congridae
Product: ephrin type-B receptor 4a-like
Exons: 17
Coding region: 961-3930 (989 amino acids)
Biological process (GO): cell surface receptor protein tyrosine kinase signaling pathway; central nervous system projection neuron axonogenesis; axon guidance
Cellular component (GO): plasma membrane; neuron projection
Molecular function (GO): transmembrane-ephrin receptor activity; protein binding; ATP binding
Source: RefSeq, a predicted model, not a curated record
UGCUCGUGCAGGCAACUUAAGGGUGCACAAGUUCAUUGUUUGGCCGUAUUUCUUUAUUUAAACGUGUAUGGUUGUCGCAUGCACAUGUUUUCGACGGACUCGUUUUCAGUAUUCCUCCAUCACCGGAGACGACUAAGUACCCUAAUGGGCCAGCGGGUUGACCAUGAGAAAAUGACUUCGUUUUUGUAACUGAAAAAGGCGAAAAUACAAAGGAAUGUGGUUUUUGCGGAUGGGGGAAAUCACUGAACACGGAAACCAGUCGUGAAUGAGUUAGACCAAUUCAACCUUUUUCUCGUUUCGGCGAGUGAGUAGAAACUUACAAGGACUUUUAAAUCUGAUCGUAUCGUGUGUUUUUAUAUAGCUACGUUUGCCUUUUUGUGUGUGAAAGACUGGCAAUAACUCGCGUCGUUCACAAAGAACGAGCCCACAGCGCUGCGUAUCCGUCUCGACUCGUGCCCCAUUUCGGGAGCACCGACAUGGAACGGAACGACAUGAAGAAAAAAUGAAUUUCAGACCAACGGAUGACGGACAGACGGCAGCUGGUCCGUGCUAACUGGCAGUGAAAAUCCAGCAUUUAUGAAACUGGAGCAUUUCACCAUCAGCUCAUGAUAAUCAUCAAUCAUUGGCUACAUGGAUUUUCAUUUUUAUUUUGCUCAGUUGCCCAUACGUAGUUUCCAUUUUCUUCUGUUUAUUUUUGGGGUAAAUGCGUAAUUUGCUGUGGCGCACGUUUUUGAUUAUCAAUGCAAAGUUGCACAUUGUCUGAUUGAGCGAGCCGCUUGCUGAAGGCUACAGACACAAGAUUCCCAUCACUGUUGUCCGUCACUGAUGGUAACAAAUGUUCAGUCGGCUGGUACUCGGCCCAGCUGACACGGCGAUUGAGACACUUGGCUACAUUUUUUGCGUUAAAAAAAUUGGAAGAAUAUUUCUCUGACGGAGUGCCAUAGUUCUCUCGAAGCCGCUAUGGAACGAGUGUGUGCGGCAAUCGGGAUCAUCCUCCUCCAAUGUCUAUGCCACCUCUCAGCUGAAGAAGAGAUCCUGAUGUACACCAAGACCGAGACCUCCGACCUCAAAUGGACCAUACACCCCCGUGUCAACCCCCAGUGGGAGGAGGUGAGUGGCCUGGACGAGGACAACAACAGCGUGCGGACCUAUCAGAUCUGCCCGGCGGACGGGGGGGGCGGGGGCAGCCACUGGCUGCGCAGCACGCUGAUCGAGCGGCGGGGGGCGUGGCAGGCGUACGUGGAGCUGCGCUUCACCAUGAUGGAGUGCUCCUCCCGCCCCACCUCCAUGCGCUCCUGCAAGGAGACCUUCAACCUGCUGUACUACCAGACCGAGGCCGACGAGGCCACGCCCGCUCACCCGCCCUGGAUGGAGAACCCCUACGUCAAGGUGGACACGGUGGCGGCGGACUUCCUGCUGCGUAAGGGCGGGGAGAGGAAGUUCAACGUGAAGACGCUGCGGCUGGGGCCCCUGACGGCGCGCGGGUUCUACCUGGCGUUCCAGGCUCAGGGGGCCUGCAUGGCCCUGCUCUCGGUCCGGGUGUUUUUCAAGAAGUGCCCGGCCGUGACGCGGAGCUUCUCCUCCUUCUCCGAGACGGUCCCGCGCGCGCUGGUGCAGGAGGCGCUGGGGGCGUGCGUGUCCCACGCUGCCCUGCGGCCCCCCAAACCCGCCGCGCCCGCGCCCGCCCCGCCCCGCAUGUUCUGCGGGGAGGACGGCCAGUGGGUGGGGCAGCCCACCUCCACCUGCGCCUGUCUGCCCGGAUACCAGCCCGUCGCCAUGGACACCGCCUGCAAAGAGUGUCCGGUGGGGCAGUUUAAGCCGAGCCCCGGGGCUGGCCCGUGCUCCGCCUGUCCCGUGAACAGCCUCACCACCAACCCCGGAGCAGCGUCCUGCAGCUGUCGCCCUGGUUACCUCCGCGCCAGCUCAGACACCCCGGAGAUGCCCUGCACAAAGCCUCCCUCGGCCCCGCGCAGCAUCGUGACGCAGGUGAACGACACGUCGGUGACGCUGGAGUGGAGUGAGCCCCUGGACAGCGGCGGGAGGAGGGACCUGAGCUACGCGGUGGUGUGUGCGCGCUGCGGGCCCCCGGGGGCCCCCUGUGGGGGCUGCGGGGACAGCGUGAGCUUCCGGCCGGCGCAGGGCGGGCUGACGGCCCGGCGCGUCACCGUGUGGGGGCUGCUGCCGCACACCACCUACAGCUUCAGCGUGCAGGCGCUCAACGGCGUGUCCCAGCCCAGCGGCAGGGCCCCCGCCAGCGAGAGCGUCAACGUCACCACCAGCCACGACGUGCCGGUGCUGGUGUCAGGGAUCAUGCAGGGCAGGGCUACAGAAAGCUCUCUCUCUCUACACUGGACUCGGCCUGAGCAGCCACACUACAACAUUCUGCUGUACCAGCUCCGCUACUGUGAGAAGCAGAAGCAGGAGGGCCCCUCGUGCCGCUAUAAGGAGACUCUGAGCAACGAGGCGGUUCUGACGGACCUGCGGCGGGCCACGGAGUACGAGGUGCAGGUCAGAGCGCGCACUGUAGCGGGGUACGGCACCUUCAGCUCCGCCACCAGAGUCCGCACGCUGCCCGAGGACACGCCCGAUUCCCAACUGAUGGUGACGGGGGUCCUGGUUGCCAUGGGAACCCUGCUGCUCAUCUCCAUCAUCGCCAUGGCGGUGUUCUGCAUCCGCAAACACACCCAGCUGAAGGACCCGGAGAUCAGUGACAAACACGGACAGUACCUCAUGGGCCCGAGUGUGAAGGUGUACAUCGACCCGUUCACCUACGAGGACCCGAGUGAGGCGGUGCGGCAGUUCGCCAAGGAGAUUGACGUGUCCUUUGUCAAGAUCGAGGAGGUCAUCGGAGCGGGUGAGUUUGGGGAGGUGUGUCGUGGGCGUCUCAGGCUCCCGGGGAAGAAGGAGAACUAUGUGGCCAUAAAGACACUGAAGGGCGGGUACACAGACAAGCAGAGGCGGGACUUCCUGGGUGAGGCGAGCAUCAUGGGACAGUUCCAGCACCCCAACAUCAUUCACCUGGAGGGCAUCAUCACAGCCAGCUGCCCCGUCAUGAUCCUCACAGAGUACAUGGAGAACGGGGCUCUCGAUGCCUUCCUGAGGCUGAAUGACGGGCAGUUCAGCCCAAUCCAGCUGGUGUCGAUGAUGCGGGGCAUUGCGUCGGGGAUGAAGUACCUGUCAGAGAUGAGCUACGUGCACAGAGACCUGGCAGCCCGGAACAUCCUGGUCAACAGCAACCUGGUGUGCAAGGUGUCCGACUUCGGCCUUUCACGCUUCCUGCAGGAGAACUCCACCGACCCCACCUACACCAGCAGCCUGGGCGGGAAGAUCCCGAUCCGCUGGACGGCUCCCGAGGCCAUCGCGUUCCGCAAGUUCACCUCGGCCUCCGACACCUGGAGCUACGGCAUCGUCAUGUGGGAGGUCAUGUCCUUCGGAGAGAGACCCUACUGGGACAUGAGCAACCAGGACGUGAUAAACGCCAUAGAGCAGGACUACCGCCUGCCCCCUCCUCCAGACUGCCCCACACUGCUGCACCAGCUCAUGCUGGACUGCUGGCAGAAAGAGCGCUCUGCCCGGCCUCCCUUCUCCAACAUCGUCAGCGCCCUGGACAAGCUGAUCCGCAACCCCGCCUCGCUCAAGAUCGUGUCCCAGGACGGAGCCGGGCCCUCCCACCCCCUGCUGGACCAGCGUGGAGCCCCGCCCCUCUCUGCGUGCGCGUCCGUGGGGGACUGGCUGCGGGCCCUCAGGAUGGAGAGGUACGAGGAUGGCUUCCUGCAGGCUGGCCUCACCUCCUUCCACCUCCUGGAGCACCUCUCCACCGAGGAUUUGUUGCGCAUUGGAGUGACCCUGCCCGGACAUCAGCGUAAAAUCCUCCACAGCCUCCAGGACCUGAGGGUGCAGGCGGGGGACCCCACGACGGCCCGGUGUUAGCCCCGGAGAGCACGCCGGCAUCGUCAGGACCUGGGCGCGUCACUCCACACAACUACAGGCAGGAGCCAGAGAGAUGACAUCACAAUGCCACCCCAGUGACAUGGGCAUUGCGUAACAAUACCGUCAACUGAGAGGGACAUGACAUCACAAUGCCACCCCAGUGACAUGGGCAUUGCGUAACAAUACCGUCAACUGACAGGGACAUGACAUCACAGUGGAACAUAAAUAAACAGCCAAUGGCUUCUGUGGAAUCCUUUGGGACUUUUCACCAUUUUUGUUGCCUUUUUAUUUUAUUUUUGUUCUUCGUUUGACAGCGGUUGACCUUUCACCCAGGACUGGAGAUAAGGACCUGUAAUUGGUCGGAAUUCUGAUGUUUAAAUCGGCCUGCUCUCUCUGAGGUCCCAGACCCGUCUCUGUCGCGAGAGGGGGGAACCCACCCUGCUGUGGUCCUUCACUUUUCAGAGAGACGGUCCACACCGCACAGAGAGCAGGAGAAUGCGAUUGAAUCUGAUCCUUUGUGAAUGGACUUUCCAGAAAAAAAAGCCACUUGCUAUUGUAAUUAUUUUUGAAUGAUUGUCUUUAAUGAUCAUUAUUGUUAUUAUCGUUAACUGUGUUUUGCAUCAUUGGUUGCAUGUUCUUGCUCUUCUUUCACAGUCAGACCGUACAGGCAUCGAACCCGGACUGAGGCUGUUCCCCACAGGCGACCCGCAGGAAGCUGUACACCCUGGUGAACUUUGACCCCUUUGACCCCGUGGCGGGGCACUAGGAGUGUGUGUCUGUCCCUGUUAUUCUGUUGCCUUGUAUCUGUAUAUAAAUAUAUUUUAUAUA